Mytilus trossulus (common blue mussel) is the source of this 597-nucleotide messenger RNA. RefSeq names its product L-xylulose reductase-like. The record is from RefSeq and is a predicted model, not a curated record. NCBI's taxonomy places the organism in Eukaryota, Metazoa, Mollusca, Bivalvia, Mytilida, Mytilidae. Gene Ontology annotation, biological process: glucose metabolic process; xylulose metabolic process. The transcript has 6 exons. The coding region runs from base 1 to 597 and encodes 198 amino acids. Gene Ontology annotation, molecular function: L-xylulose reductase (NADPH) activity; carbonyl reductase (NADPH) activity.
AUGACUGAUUGUAAUAAAAGUAAUAUGAAUAUAUCAAUGACAUUUUUAUUAUUAGGGAUUGGUCGUGCCAUAGCCAAGAAAUUAGUGGAAUGUGGCGUUGAGACGUACGCUCUCAGUAGAACAAUGGCAGAUCUCAAAGCACUUAAAUUAGAAAUAGCCUCAAUGCAUAUUUUGCAUAUUGAUUUACAAGACUGGAAUAAAACAAGAGAGGUCGUUACCAAGAUUGGACCAGUUGAUUUAAUGAUUAACAAUGCUGCUGUAUCUAGGUUGGCGAAGUUUACAGAGAUUAAACAAAAAGAUAUAGAAUAUGUUAUGAAUGUCAAUUUCAGUGCUGUCUUCAAUGUGUCACAGGUAGUAGCUAGAACAAUGAUUGAAAGAGGUGAAGGGGGAAGCAUUGUCAACAUAUCUAGUUGUGGAGCACAUGAUGCCUUAUUCGAUCAUUCAACAUACUGCUCAAGUAAAGCUGCUCUUGACAUGUUGACAAAGUGUAUGGCCUUGGAACUUGGACCUCAUGAGAAAGAAUCUGAACCAGAGCUAGAAUGCUUUAAAUCCGACUUAAUUGUCCCUGCAUCACUUAUGUCAGUUGGACUAUUUUAG